Cetraspora pellucida is the source of this 210-nucleotide messenger RNA. Lineage: Eukaryota; Fungi; Glomeromycota; Glomeromycetes; Diversisporales; Gigasporaceae. The record is from the annotation of a GenBank genome assembly.
UUAUCUGAAAUGCUUGUAUCCUACAAGAAAAUCAGAACUUCUAAUAUUUAUGAAGAAGAAACUAGUUUAAGCUCAGGCCCUUCUAAGAGCUUAUUAGAACAAACUAAAGUUCAAGUUUUAAAUAGCCAAGAACCAAAAGCUUUAUCAACACAAAAAGCACAAGAAGCAUAUAUAGUAACAGACUUAAGCACUAAACAAAGAAAAUACUAA